GAUGUCUCUACUGUUAAAAAAACGCGAGAUGAAGCAAUCACUAAGAAAAAUGUAUGUCAAAAUGUCAAGCGAGGAGAAAAAUGCAGGUUAUUUGCCACCUGGACAAAAUGCCACACAACCCAUCUUCGAAAAUGUCUACGUCUACAUCCGAGUGAAUCAAAAAAAUUAAAUAAUUUCACUCAUUUUUAUCCAAACAAAAUCGGAAAACAACACCUAAAAAGACAACAAAAAAAUCUUUAGAUGGUAUUUAUCGAGUGAUAACGGUACUUUUUAUUUUACAUUAUUUUUACAUAAACCAAGUGAAAGGAAUCAUGAAGCAAGAAACGAGUAAUACUUUGAAAUAUGUUAGUUUGGUGACUUUAACUGUACAAAAUGCUUUAUUGGGACUUAGUAUGCGAUAUGCAAGAACUAGAGAUGGAGAUAUGUUUUUAUCAUCAACAGCUGUUCUUAUGUCGGAACUUGUCAAACUAAUAACAUGUUUAUGCAUCGUUUACAUUCAAAGUGGAGGAAUAGUCGGUUUAUUAACAUCGUUAAGAGACACGAUAAUUCACCAACCAAUGGAUACUUUUAAAAUUUGCGUCCCAUCUUUAUUAUACAUCAUCCAAAACAAUUUACUUUACGUUUCUGCUUCUCAUUUAGAUGCAGCAACCUAUCAAGUGACUUAUCAAAUGAAAAUAUUAACAACUGCAAUAUUUGCGGUUAUUAUUCUAAGAAAGCAACUUUUAAAAACCCAAUGGAUAUCACUUUUAACACUAGUGAUCGGCGUUGUUUUAGUACAAUUGGCUCAAACUGGGGAAGAUCCCAAACAUUCGACUGAGCAAAAUAAAUUAAUUGGAUUUUUAGCGGCACUUUCAGCUUGUUGUUUAUCGGGAUUUGCUGGAAUUUUUUUUGAAAAGAUGCUAAAAAGUAGCGAUAUCACCGUUUGGAUGAGAAACGUCCAAUUAAGUUUAUGUUCAAUUCCGUUUGGACUCCUAACUUGUUAUAUUUCUGAUGGAAAUGUCAUAAAAGAACGAGGUUUCUUCUUUGGAUACGAUCGAUUCAUACAUUAUUUAAUUUUAUUACAAGCUGGAGGUGGUUUAAUUGUUGCUGUUGUUGUAAAAUACGCCGAUAAUAUCCUAAAAGGAUUCGCCACAUCUUUAGCUAUUGUGAUAUCAUGUAUAGCUUCGGUUUACAUUUUUGAAUUUGUUUUAACAUUUCAAUUUGCAAUCGGAGCGGGUUUCGUUAUAUUUUCAAUCUUUUUAUAUGGAUACACUCCUACUAAAUCAACAGUUAUUACUGCACCUGCUUAUAAAGUGCAUAAGUAACCCAAAAAUACAAGAAAUCAAAGUAUAAACCUGAAGAUCAACCUACGAACAAAAAGAUUUGUUACAAAACAUGUAUUAUAUAUUCCAAUUUAUUAUUAAUAAAUAUUUUACUCUGUUUAA
Molecule: messenger RNA, 1424 nt
Organism: Onthophagus taurus
Lineage: Eukaryota; Metazoa; Arthropoda; Insecta; Coleoptera; Scarabaeidae
Gene: Ugalt
Product: UDP-galactose transporter
Biological process (GO): pyrimidine nucleotide-sugar transmembrane transport
Cellular component (GO): Golgi membrane
Molecular function (GO): pyrimidine nucleotide-sugar transmembrane transporter activity
Source: RefSeq, a predicted model, not a curated record